AACAACCAAUCACGAGUCUGUUUACCACCAGCCGCGAAUUGCAAAACUUCCUUCUUUUUUCGGUCGCCACUUUUCUGCUCCUCCUAGUCACCGCACUUCAUUUUACAUUUAAGACAGUAUGAGCACUGAGCAGUCGCCCGAAGUCCACGGUUGUCACAACGAGUGCGCAGUUUCGACGCCGAAGAAAGCAGCACUGAAAAGAACUCCCUCCUCAAAGUUUAAGAGGGUUCACUCCAACUUCAAAUCCCCUCUCACGGUGAGGGAGAGUGCUAACGUUAGCCCCGCAGAGGAGCUAGCCGAGCUGGAGAGGAGGAGAGAGCAGCUGGACGCUGAGAUCGCCCAGUUCGAGGCUGAAGGAUGCAGAGUAGAGGAGCUGGAGCAUCAUAUCGAUAUGCUGCAUGAAUACAAUGACAUCAAAGACAUUGGACAGUCACUCCUGGGCCGUAUUGCUGCUGUGAGGGGGACCACCACACGAGAUCUCUACAGCCACUUUGGUCUGGAACUGGAUGACUGAAGAA
Molecule: messenger RNA, 518 nt
Organism: Gasterosteus aculeatus aculeatus (three-spined stickleback)
Lineage: Eukaryota; Metazoa; Chordata; Actinopteri; Perciformes; Gasterosteidae
Gene: swi5
Product: SWI5 homologous recombination repair protein
Biological process (GO): double-strand break repair via homologous recombination
Cellular component (GO): Swi5-Swi2 complex; Swi5-Sfr1 complex
Source: RefSeq, a predicted model, not a curated record